AUGAUAUAAUAGAUUAAAAUUUACAAUAAUUUAGAUAAAUUUUUAAACUCUUCACUUUAGUCUCAUAAUGCUCUCCAUAUUGAUCUUUAUUAAAUUAAUGCAAUUGGUGCAAUAUUUUUAGGUCCUGCUUUAGCAAAUUGCACUAAUCUCUCAAAUUUGACUCUUAAUCUUAAUAAGAAUUAAAUUGCUAAUCAAAGUGCAUCAGGAUUAGGUUAUGCUUUAGGAAGUUGCACUAAUCUCUCUAAUUUGAUACUUAAUCUUGAUUCCAAUUAAAUUGGUAAUGAAGGUGCUACAUGCUUAGGUUAUGGCUUAGCAAAUUGCACUAAUCUCUCUAAUUUGAAACUUUAUCUUUCUUCCAAUUAAAUUGGUGAUGAAGGCGCAUCAGACUUAGGUUCUGCUUUAGCAAAAUGCACUAAUCUCUGUAAUCUGACACUUAAUCUUAAUAUGAAUUAAAUUGGUGCAAUUGGUGCAUAAGGCUUAUGUUCUGCUUUAACAAAUUGCACUAAUCUCUCUAAUCUGAGACUCAAUCUUACUCAUAAUAAAAUUGAUGCAAUUUAUGCAUCAAACUAAGGUCCUGCUUUAUCAAAUUGCACUACACUCUCUAAUUUGGCUCUUUAUCUUUGUAAUAAUAAAAUUGGUUCAAUUAGUGCAUCAGACUUAUAUUUUCCUUUAGUAAAUUGGACUAAUCUCUCUAAUUUGACACUUAGUCUUGAUUACAAUUAAAUUGGUGCAAAUGGUGCAUAAUACUUAGGCUCUGCUUUAGCAAUUUGCACUAAUCUCUCUAAUUUGACUCUUAAUCUUAAUUCCAAUUAAAUUCGUGAUGAAGGCGCAUCAGACUUAGGUUUUGCUUUAACAAAUUGCGCUAAUCUCUCAAAUUUGACACUUUAGCUUGAUUGCAAUUAAAUUGGUGCAAAUGGUGCAUCAGGUUUAGGUUCUGCUUUAGCAAAUUGCACUAAUCUCUCUAAUUUGGCACUUAAUCUUAAUUAGAAUUAAAUUGGUGUGGAUGGUGUAUUAAGCUUAGGUUAUGCUUUAGCAAAUUGCAUUAAUCUCUCUAAUUUGAAACUUAGUCUUCGUUGCAAUUAAAUUGGUGCAAAUGGUGCAUCAGGCUUAGGUUCUGCUUUAGCAAAUUGCAUUAAUCUCUCUAAUUUGACACUUAGUCUUCAUUGCAAUAAAAUUGGUGAUGAAGGUGCAUCAGGCUUAGGUUUUGGUUUAGCAAAUUGCACUAAUCUCUCUAAUUUGACACUUGAACUUAAUUGCAAUUAAAUUAGUGCAAUUGGUGCAUCAGGUUUAGGUUCUGCUUUAGCAAAUUGCACUAAUCUCUCCAAUUUGACACUAGAUCUUUAUAGGAGUUAAAUUGGUGAUGAAGGUGCAUCAAGCUUAGGUUGUGCUUUAGUAAAUUACACUAAUCUCUCUAAUUUGACACUUAAACUUUAGGUAAAUGAAAUUGGUGAAAUUGGUGCAUCAUACUUAGGUUCUGCUUUAGAAAAUUGCACUAACCUCUCUAAUUUGACACUUGAUCUUUCUUUCAAUAAAAUUGGUGCAAUUGGUGCAUCAGGCUUAUGUUCUACUUUAGCAAAUUGCCCUAAUCUCUCUAAUUUGACACUUUCUCUUAAUGGAAAUUAAAAUGGUAAUGAAGGUUCUCUCUUAAGAAAGUUCCUUAAUUUCUUUAAUUUGAAACUUAGUCCUAGUAAAAUUAGUGAUAAAGAUGCAUCAAGCUUAGGUUCUGGUUUAGCAAAGUGCACUAAUCUCUUAAAAUUGAGAAUUGAUCUUAAUUAAAAUAAAAUUAGUAAUAAAGGUCUAUCAGGCUUAGGUUAUGGUUUAAAAAUGUGUACUAAUCUCUCAUCUUUAACACUUUUUCUUGAUAAAAAUUAAAUUGGCGAUUUAGGUGCAUCAGUUUUAGGUACUAGUUUAGGUAAGUGCAGUAAUCUCUCAAAUUUGACACUUGAUCUUUCGUGGAAUUAGAUAAAUGAUUAAGGUACAUCAAACUUAGGUUCUGGUUUAGAACAGUGCACUAAUCUCUCAAAUAUCACACUUUUUCUUGAUUAAAAUAUAAUUGGUAAAAUGGGAGCAUUAGGCUUUGGUAAAAGUUUAGGAAAGUGCACUAAUCUCUCAAAUUUGACACUUAGUUUUUAGUUUAAUUAAAUUGGUGAUGAAGGUGCAUCAGGCUUAUGUUUUAAUUUAGCAAACUGCAAUAAUCUCUCAAAUUUAAAACUUUAGCUUUAGGAAAAUUCUAUAGGUAAUGAAGGUGCAUCUGGAUUAAGUUCUAGUUUAGGAAAGUGCAUUAAUCUCUAAUAUUUGAAACUGAACCUUUCUUGCAAUUAAAUUGGUGCAAUUGGGGCAUCAAAAUUAGGUUCUGAUUUAGAAAAGUGCACUAAUCUCUCUAAUUUCGAACUUUAACUUGCAUACAAUUAAAUUGACCUUAUAGGUGCAUCAGAUUUAGGUUCAGGUUUAGGAAAGUGCACUAAUCUUUCAAAUUUAACACUUAAUCUUUAGUGCAACCAAUUCUAUUAUUCUUAGUUAGAAUAAAUGAAAGUAAAGUGUCUUAAAUCAAAAAGAUUAGUUGACUUAAAAAUAGAAAAAAGGACUAAUAUCUAUUAAUAAAUUUGA
Tetrahymena thermophila SB210 is the source of this 2607-nucleotide messenger RNA. RefSeq lists its product as hypothetical. Gene Ontology annotation, biological process: nucleocytoplasmic transport; activation of GTPase activity. NCBI's taxonomy places the organism in Eukaryota, Ciliophora, Oligohymenophorea, Hymenostomatida, Tetrahymenidae. The record is from RefSeq and is a predicted model, not a curated record. Gene Ontology annotation, molecular function: GTPase activator activity; small GTPase binding. The transcript is spliced from 30 exons. Gene Ontology annotation, cellular component: nucleus; perinuclear region of cytoplasm; cytosol.